Messenger RNA from Cyphellophora europaea CBS 101466, 1773 nucleotides. RefSeq lists its product as uncharacterized. Gene Ontology annotation, cellular component: membrane. The transcript is spliced from 3 exons. Gene Ontology annotation, biological process: amino acid transmembrane transport. The coding region runs from base 1 to 1773 and encodes 590 amino acids. Gene Ontology annotation, molecular function: amino acid transmembrane transporter activity. NCBI's taxonomy places the organism in Eukaryota, Fungi, Ascomycota, Eurotiomycetes, Chaetothyriales, Cyphellophoraceae. The record is from RefSeq and is a predicted model, not a curated record.
AUGACCCGCGACAAUGCCACCGGCACGACCACGGCUUCUUCGUCUUCGCGGGCGCAAAGCUCUGACGCAGACGAGCGCACGCCCUUGAUUGCCAGCGGCAUGGCUCCUUCACAUACAGACAAGCAUGUCAUUGCCGCCGGUGUCGGCUCCGACGUCGAGUCACCACACCACCACCAGCACGACCACGAUGACACUAUUGCCUCCAGCUCCCGCGUCGAAGAAGCCGACUUCGUCACCCUCGCCGAGCAGCAGGACCUGGCGCGCGGUCUUAAGCAGCGACACAUCUCCCUCAUCGCCAUCGCGGGCGCCAUCGGCACCGGCCUCUUCCUGGGGCUCGGCGGCUCGAUCCAGACGGGCGGCCCGCUCGGCGCGCUGCUGGGCUACGUGACCGUCGGCGCGAUCGUGUGCUGCGUCCAGUUCGCGUUGGGGGAGGUCACGGCGCUGCUGCCCGUGACGGGCUCGUUCGUGCGGCACGCCGAGUUCCUCGUCGACCCGGCGCUCGGCUUCGCCGUGGGGUGGAAUCUGGUCUAUGGCAAUUUCCUCAGCAUCCCGACCGAGAUCUCGGCGAUUUGCGUGCUGUUCAACUUUUGGACGGAUGUUAGCCCAUCAGUGUGGAUCGUCGUGUUUAUCGGGUUGACGUUCGCCGUGGGCAUGUGCUUUGUCGGCGUGUAUGGCGAGGUGGAAUUCUGGUUCGCCAUGCUGAAGAUCGUCUUUAUCGUCUUCCUCAUCCUGCUAGGACUCGUCAUCGACUUGGGUGGCGUGCCGGGGACGCCGAGGAUGGGGUUUCGAUACUGGAAGCUUCCCGGCCCCUUUGUCGAGUACAUCGCGAGUGGAAGCUGGGGCCAGUUUUUAGGCUACUGGGCAGUCAUGAGCAACGCCGUCUUCAGCUUUGCCGGCGUAGAGAGCAUCGCAAUGGCGGCGGCCGAGACGCGCAAUCCCCGCAUUGCGAUCCCAAAGGCCUGCAAACGCGUGUUUGCGCGCGUCUCCGUCUUCUACGUCCUUGCCGUUUUGGUCGUUGGCAUGCUCGUCCCAAGCAACGACUCCCGCCUCGACGACGAGUCCGGCACCGCGGCGCAGAGUCCCUUUGUCAUCGCCGCCAGCGCAGCGGGCCUCCACGGCGUCCCCUCACUCGUCAACGCCAUCGUCAUCACUUCCGCCUGGUCCGCACAGAACCAGGCACUGCUGUCCGGCACACGAGUGCUGUACAGUCUCGCAUUGAAGCAGCAAGCGCCGAAAAUCUUCCUGCGCACCACCAGCUGGGGCGUGCCUUACAUGUGCGUCAUUGCGCAGACGGCCUUCAUGUUCCUAGCCUUCAUGAGCCUGUCCGAGGGCGCCCUCGCCGUCUUCUGGUGGCUCGUCGACCUGACCGCCUGCGGCGUGCUCAUUUCCUGGAUCUCCAUCUUGACCAACCACUGGCGCCUGAUGCUGGCCAUGAAGAAGCAAGGGAUCGCCAUGAGCAGAUUGCCGUGGCAUAACCGAUGGACAGAAUGGGCCACUCCCGCAGCACUGACGCUCUGCUUCCUCAUCCUGUUCACUGCCGGCUUCGCCAACUUCACCCGCGGCAAUUGGAGCGCCGCCGGCUUUGUUUCGUCUUACCUUGACAUACCGCUCGUCCUCACGGCAUACGUGCUUUGGAAGCUGAUCAAGCACACCAAGAUCCACGACCUGGCGGCGAUCCCUCUUGAAGAGGCGCUGGAGCGGGCGGCGCGGGAUCCCGGGUACGAGGAGAAGCUCCCGCGGUGGAGGCAGAUCGUGGGUAUCCUGUGGGACUGA